This is a messenger RNA of Strongylocentrotus purpuratus (purple sea urchin), 6191 nucleotides long. RefSeq lists its product as uncharacterized. Lineage: Eukaryota; Metazoa; Echinodermata; Echinoidea; Camarodonta; Strongylocentrotidae. The coding region runs from base 370 to 5325 and encodes 1651 amino acids. The transcript is spliced from 21 exons. The record is from RefSeq and is a predicted model, not a curated record.
CGGUACUGAACCGGUGCACCACUUUCUCUCUCUUGGUACAAUCUUCUUACAUGAUUUUCUUAAUUAAAUUGAUUGUGCAAAUACGUCCUCAACUCAACUCAUGUUUAGCACUGAUGCUGUGAUUUGACGAUGAAAUUUUUAAAGUGAAAGGGUAUCAUUUGUCUUUAUUGACAGGCUGUUUGAAUCGGAAACGGUCCUGGAAGCGGAAUCAAGAUUCAAGUCAUCAAGAACUUACAUUUUCAUUUUGAGGGCAGCAACCUAAACAACUGAUUCGUCUGCAGUGGUCGUCAAAGUGCAGGUCUGGUAUUAAAGUGACUUAAGGCAGAUCAGGACAUCUACCACUCUCCACAGGACCACAGCUCACAAACUAUGUAUCCUGCAGGGGGCCCACCAAGGCAUAACCAAGGAUAUCAUGUGCUUUAUGCCAACCAAGUGAAUCCAGGACAGUGUAUGCCUGGGCCCUUGGUGAGCACAGCAGGAACCAUGCACCCAGCUGUGCAACACAGUCUUUUGGGUCCCCCUCCAUUGCUGCAGCCCAACUUUGCACCAGCUCCCCUGAUGGUGCCAAUGAGCCAAUCCUCCUUUCUACCAUCUCAGCCUCAACCACAGUAUUUAUCCAAGGCUGUAUCUCCAAGCCGUGCCCCUCACCAUACAGAUAACCAGGGUCAAGUCGUGCAACAAGAAAAUUUCCGGAGAGGGGGUUUUCGUGGCGGUUAUGGAUCUUCAGGUCAGUUUUCAACUCCUCGUCUUCCUCCACGCAGUACGGACGGGGGUGGAUUUGCAUCUCAAGGUUCCACCCCAUCUGCACCUCCUCCUCUAUUCCGUCCAGGCCCUCACACAUCUUCAUCCAAAGGAAGAACCACAGAGGACCAGAAACAGCUCAACCCGACUGAAAAGGAAGACCUUUAUCGCAUGUUUGGGGUGGUGCUUCAGCAGCAUGGACCGAUAGAGGUGACUGAUAGCCGGCUCUUGAGCAUCUUCAUGGGACUGUCACCAUGGAUGCGCCAGGGUAUCAAGUACCUUGGAGGCCUGAAGGAGUUCUUCAGACACGGAGACAUCUUUAAGGUUGAUGGAGAUGUCGUCUCGUUGGCCUGGCAAGAAGAGGAGGCAGAAGAUAAACCAAACCAAAGCAAGACAUCCCGCACUUCACCCAUGGCAAGCAAGCCCACGUCCUCCUCACCCUUCAAUCCAAAGUCCUCAUCCUUCACACCAAAGUCACCAUCACCCUUUAAACCAAAGUCACCAUCACCCAUUGGCACCCAGACAGUGGAUACUGAUGAUAAAAGCAAGUCUAAGGAUGCUCCUAAAGAUCGCAAUGUUCAGUCAUCUACUGAAAGUGAUUCUGAAGAGGAUGAUGCAUGUUGGGAGGGAGAGGAGCAGGGCUGGUGGCUAUUAGACCCCCUCCCAGGGGAGGAAGAGAAUUGGAAGGAGAUAUCACCCCUCCAGGGAAGGAUGGGAGGUGGAUACUAUGAUGAUUUCAGAAAGUUAGAAGAGAAAGAUAACAAAGAUCCUGAGGAAAUUCAAAAGAAACUACUGUCUAUAAGCCCUUCCGCCAUUGGCAGUACAACAGAAGAGGAAAAGAAUAAAUCACCUGUAAAUAACAAUAAGGAAAUUCAGAAGAAGUUGGUAUUUACAAGCACUCCCUCUCUUGGUAGCACAACAGAGGAUGAACAGAAGACUUCACUUCUGAGGAACGAUAGCCCCACCCCAUGGAACUGGGAGGAGUCUGCCAUUGCUCAGGAAGCUGAGGCCCAAUUGAGACGAGAGUCGGAGCUAACCCAAGAUGGGCAACAAUCAAGUCAGUCCCCACAGACCCUUGUUGGAGAGAGUGGAAAAAAUGAUGCAAGAUCAUGGCCAUCGGAUGCAGAGGGAUCGACAGGAGGGAGAUCUUUGGGAGAGAAGAGUGAUGGUAGUGUCCAGGAAGAGGAGGGUGACAGGAGGAGCCCAGAGAUGAUCUAUCGAUCUGGGUCCCUUCAUCAGGCAGAAGGUGAUGUUAUCGUCUUGGAGGACAUUGAGGUUAGUGGUACAGAAGAGGAGGAAGGUGAGGUUAUUGGAGGAACCGAUAGUGCCGAGGAGAAAAGUGAUGUCUUUACAGAUGCCCUGGAGGAUGGCCAAGAGGAUGCAGAUACAGUGGGUGAAGGAAUGAGAGUGAAGGAUGAUGAUCAGGGAUCGUCACCCUUCACCUCCAUCAAUGGUAUAGCCCUUAGAGAGGUAGAGGAGCAAAGACCAGAAAGCUGUAUGGAAGAGGAUAUGAUGUCAGAUAUGAUUUCUAAACUUAUCAAUGUUGCCGUCUCCGAAGUCACCAAAUCACAACCCAGGAGUACCACCGACCAAGAGACAGACCAAAACAAACCCAGUUCUAGCCAGGAUUCUCAAAGAGCUGAUGAGGAGAGUGUUUCAGUCAGCAGCACCGAAAUUGGAUUGUCAAAGUCAGUUCGGAGUAUCGGAGUGGAAACACCAAAGCCUCAGCAGUCACAUAAGGCCAUGUGUACCAAAGAAAUCAAAACUACAAGCCGAAAGGUCAAUACCCCUUCAGUGUCUACUUCCAAUAGGCGUGUGGGUACAGGAGAGGAUCCACGUAUAGAGCAACUUACAAGUGAUUUGGAAAAAGAGAAACGCAGACGAAGACAUCUUGCUGAUGAUGCUGAAGGCCUGUAUGACAAGCUUGAUAUGAGGAAAAAGGAGUAUGCUUCCGAGACAGAGGAACUGAAACGCAAACUGGAUCGAACGGCUAAAGAACUAGCGGAUUGUCAACGCAAACUUUCAGGCAAGGGUAUUGUACAGCUUGGGGAAUUACGGAAGACCAACAUGGAACUGAAGGACUCUGAGAGCAGACUGAAUGCAGCAAAAUCAAAGAUUGCUAGAGCUGAGAAGGAAAAUUCCAAUCUCACCAAUGAACUGGAGAAGACCACACGUCAGCUUUUGGAUCUUGAGAAAUCUCAAGCCCAGAAAGUGGCGAGCGGCAGGACCCGUAGUACCUCUACAGGUGGCCUUGAACCCGAGAAGGAUCCAGCCAUCGAGGAAGAGAACAAACUUUUGAAGAUGAGAUCAAGAUCAGCAGAACAAAAGGUGUUGGAGCUUCAGUAUCAGUAUGCCAUGCAGAGUUUGAACAAAGCUCUACAGGAAAGUCAGUACAUCUUUAGAAUGUAUGGUAACUCCCUCUUGAGCAGCUCUCAUCGUGAACUCCUGCGCAUGAAGUGGUCGGAUUACCAGAUGUACAUCAAGGAGAAAACAGAUGAAGUCGCCACGUCUUACUAUAGCUCCCUCAAACAUCUGCAUCAAGAUGUUCCUCUGGCGGACAUCCCUUCGCUAAAAACCCAACAUAUUGAGACAUUCAAUCCUUACAAGCAAUCACCCGUAAAGGCUGGUGAGUUUGGAUACAUCAGUCCUGCUGUUACUGGAUUAGCUGCCCCGCCCCAGACCCUCCCAGACCCCUCCAUGCCUCCUGUCGUUCCCCUCGGAGUGAUGAGUGCUGGAGACGGGCACCCCUCCUUCCCUCUUAAUGCCACUGCUGUGAACACAGGUUUAGCCCCCACCAGUGGAUCCACCAAAGCUCCACCAGGUCUUGCAGGAGCUACAGCUCAAGCUCCACCAGGACUCACGAAGGUGGCAGUAGGGAGUGACCUCGGCAUGCCCUUCAUGCAAGCCCAGACCCAGAGGGGCGCCCCUGGUAAGGUCCUCAGGAGGGUACCACACAAGGCCCCUAAGGCACUCCUAGCAGCAAACUUCAUGUCCUCUCUUCAACAUACCACCAAGGUGUAUGGUAGCACUGCUGCAGCUGCCCCUCCCACUCAACCACAGGUGGGCAUGAUGACUGGUGGACGUGGCGUGGGUGUUGGUGGUGGUACACAAAGUCAAGGCAACGUCCAUGAUUGGUUGGAUAACAUGGAUAUAGAUAACGUUCAGAAUCAAGCGAGUGCUCCAACAUCCAACAUACAACACGCACAAGCAGCGCAGGAUUUUAGAGAGCCCCAUGUCCCUACCCCUAUGGACACCACCUCCACCCAGCCCCAGCCGGAAGGUAUGGAUACCCAGACUACCAGUCUACCGGACCAAGUGAUGAUGGCCCCUCCCAUGGGUGCGGGGGGCAUGACCCGACCAGCUGGUAUCGGGCGGGGCAGACCUCUCUCUGCUGCUGGAAUGAGCUCACAACCUCCUGCGUUUCCAUCGAUGAAGUCUCAGAGGGUGGCUGAGGCUAUGGAUGUUGGUAUGAGACCAAAAGCUGCUGAGACUUUGGACGUUGCUCCCAGACUAGGUGAAACAACCACUAGCAGGACAUCCUCCAGCUCCAACUCCCGCUCUAGCUCCCCGUUCUACUCCCAGCUAGCAGGAGCCAUGGAGCGCCUUUCCCGUCCUCCUGGGUCCAAGCAGAGUUCCCCCUUCAAGUCUGGAUCUCAGGUAGCUGGAGCAAUAGAACGCUUGUCAGGAUCAAAGCGAGGAUCUCCUGCAGGAGCUGUGGCUGGAGCCGAGAGCUUGACCAAAGAUUCCAACGCCUCCAGACCACGCCCCACCAGUGCUGGGGAUGCUAUGUUUGCAUCCCAAGCGAAUACUGAUGCAGCCAAAGCCAGGUCUGUAAGCCUUGGGGGAGGAGGAGGUGUGACCAACCAGGAACCAGCUCAGCCGAAACCCUCAACCAGGAACUUUCAGGCUGCUCCAAACUUCAAGGAAGCUGGAUCUCAUGGUGAUAGCAUGGCCAAUGUGCCUCGAUCCAGGGCUCGUCAGCUGAGGAUGCCUUAUCAUCGUGGAGCUGAAGAGGAACAGGAUGCAGGAGCGUCAAAAGAAGGCGGUGGUGACAAGUGGACCACUCAGAUUAGCAAGCGCAAGCGUAAAGUCCUGAAUCUUGCGGAACAGCAGACGCAACUGAUCAAAGAACACCGUCACCUGACCGGGUCAUGUGUCACCAAAUCUAGUGAACCAUCAAAGGGUCAAGGUCGACCUCAGAAGCAGGGUUCGUUGGACAAACUGGUCUCCUAUCUCUCAAAGCAAUUCAAACAGAUGAGCAGGAAAGAGCUGACUGAUUCUAUUCUGCAGGUUCGUCUGGAUCAUAAUGGAAGCCUGAGUGGUAUCGCCUUGGGAACAAUCAUCUCUGAAGCUAGCAGCUAUCUCUCUCGAGCAGAAAAAAAGAAAAAUAGAAAGGACUCUGAAAUUGUAGGUAUGUGUGCAGUCUGCCAGGGUGAAUUAUAUGGUGACCCUGAUGAGAGGAAACUAGACUGUGGACAUAAAUUUCACUCUAAGUGUAUCAAGACUUGGGUCAAUGAGGAAGGAACAUGUCCAAUCUGCCGUAGACACACCCUCUUUCCAGAGGACUUUCCCAGACUGCAGUGAAGGACCAAAGAUUUCAAAUCUUUCCAUGAAAAUGCUACAUCGAUGUAGACAUGUGCAGGGUAGCUGAAAAGGAAAGAGUUUUAUCUAGAAACAAUAAACCUUGAAUUGUCACCUUGAAUAUGUUUUUUGUUACUUUUGUCAAUCAUUGCCGACCUAAAACUGCCAAAAGAUUAUCUUUCAGUAGAAAAUUGGAGUAUUAAUGUUGUUUUUUGUUACUUAUGUCAAUUAUUGCCGAUCUGAAACAGUGCCAAAAGAUUUUCUUUCAGUAGGAAAUUAAUGUUGUUUCCUUUUUGUUAAACGAGUAUUGUGAUGACAACAUAUAUGAUUUCCAUUGUGUGCUGAAAAGACAUUCCAAAAGUGUUACAUUUAAUAAAAGAGGUGGCAAAAAAAAAAAAGCAAGUUAGAUAUGUUUGAAAGCUAAAUCUGUGACUGUUUGUCUCUGUUGAAAAUUUUGGCUAUGUGAUUUACGACUUGAAUAAACACAACUCAUUUCUAUUCACAACUCAAUUCUAUACACAACUCAUUUCUAUACACAACUCAUUUCUAUGCACAACUCAAUUCUAUACACAACUCAUUUCUAUUCACAACUCAUUUCUAUUCACAACUCAAUUCUAUUCACAACUCAUUUCUAUUCACAACUCAAUUCUAUACACAACUCAUUUCUAUACACAACUCAUUUCUAUGCACAACUCAAUUCUAUACACAACUCAUUUCUAUACACAACUCAUUUCUAUUCACAACUCAAUUCUAUACACAACUCAUUUCUAUACACAACUCAAUUCUAUUCACAACUCAAUUCUAUUCACAACUCAUUUCUAUACACAACUCAUUUCUAUUCACAACUCAAUUCUAUACACAACUCAUUU